Molecule: messenger RNA, 2745 nt
Organism: Exserohilum turcica Et28A
Lineage: Eukaryota; Fungi; Ascomycota; Dothideomycetes; Pleosporales; Pleosporaceae
Exons: 1
Coding region: 1-2745 (914 amino acids)
Biological process (GO): transmembrane transport
Molecular function (GO): transmembrane transporter activity
Source: RefSeq, a predicted model, not a curated record
AUGGACCCCUUUCAGGAUCCAAGCCCUUCUCGUCAGAACCACCACGACUUGGAGGAACUCAUGUCUGCCACUCCGGGAAGAAAGCGUGUUGGCUGGAGCUCAGAACCUUCUGCCAGCCGUUCCGUUCAAUCGCCCGAAGACACCGGCUCCGCAGGUCACAACACUCCCCUCGAACGCUCAGACGUAUCACAUGACGACCUGCAGAAGAUUCGGGCUUCACUACGCUUAGCUCUUGGAGACGAAAAUCUUCCCGAAGAAGUCAUACAGGAACCUACUACAUCAAAGGAUGUACAGAAGCCACGCCCAGCUAUUCGAAAAGCCGGUCCCCGCACCCCACCGCCGGAGUUCUACCUCAACGAUCAACCCAAUACCUUUGACGAUGACACAUCAUCCAGACAGCCUUCUGUUGGACAAGACCUCAAAGAACGAUCUGGUCUGGCUGCCCAACGCCGCGCAACAAGACUAUCCAAGUCAGUCGGGACAUACUCAGCUCCAGCAUCAAGGCGUAACUCCAAAGAGCUCAUCUCACCGCCUGUAGAGCUUCUGGGCUUGUCUCAACAGCAUGAGUCUAUAGGGGAAACCACUGAUGAUGAUGAAGAUGACCCUCGCUUCAUGAAGCGCGCAUCCAUGAUUCUUCGCCAACACACCAUUCGAGAAGCUAACGGUCUUCCUCCUCUGAGCGCCGAAGAUCUUUAUCACACUCAAGCACCGCUUCAGUCUGGGCAAGUCACACCAGAUGCAAUCGAGGUCGAGGACGAGCGGGUUGAUCGUCCGACCAAGUACCGGACAGGAGUGCUUGGUACUCUCAUGAAGAUGUCAAGUCAUGCGGCAGCUCCUUCGGCACGCAAGAAUACUCUCCAUCGGUCAGUGAGCACCGGCACGUUCAGCGGAGUGUCGACAGCAGCAAACUCCCCGAACCCAUCACCGCCUGUCUCCGGAUACUCCACUCCGCGUGGGAGUCGCUCAUGGUUCCGAAACCACCACCGCAACCAAUCUGCCACAUCUGUGUCACAGUUGGUUGGAUCGUCUGCGCACAGCUUUGCUACACCAGCCCAGAAAGAGCUCGGCCAAGAACUCGACGAACAGUACAAGAAAGCCCGCCCCGGCAUGGGCAAGCGGUCCAAAUCCGACGAUUCUAUACUGCCCUUCAAAAAGGCCAGGAGGAGGGAGGAGGAGAUAAGGAUCAAGAUUCAUCUUGCUGGUACUCUGGCACGUCAGAACUAUCUCCGCAAGCUCUGCAAGGCACUGAUGAUGUAUGGUGCGCCUACACAUCGUCUCGAAGAGUAUCUCAGCAUGUCUGCCCGUGUUCUGGAGAUUGAAGCGCAGUUCUUAUACAUGCCGGGCUGCAUGAUUAUUGCCUUUGAUGAUUCCUCGGUUCACACUAGCGAGGUAAAGCUUGUGCGUACAAGUCAGGGCGUCGAUCUGGGCAAACUACGCGACGUCCACGAGAUCUACAAGGAUGUCGUUCACGAUCGCAUUGGUGUAGAAGAAGCCACACCGCGUCUCGAUGCCAUAAUGACUCGCAAGCCCAAGUUCAACAGGUGGCUCAGAGUGCCAAUGUACGGUUUGGCAUCUGCCACUGUCGGUCCAUUUGCCUUUCAGGCUCGAUUCAUCGAUCUGCCCUUUUGCUUCCUGCUAGGCUGCAUCAUCGGAUGGUUGCAACUUGUCGUCGCUCCAGGCAAUGACCUUAUCAGCAACGUCUUCGAGAUUGGCGCGUCAGUCAUCACUAGCUUUGCGGCUCGAGCGCUCGGGUCCAUCCGCCACGACGGCAAGGAGAUUUUUUGCUUUAGUGCCAUGGCGCAGUCCAGUAUUGCCCUCAUCCUGCCCGGUUUCAUGGUUCUCUGUGCUUCGUUGGAACUCCAGAGUAAGCACAUCGUUGCAGGCUCUGUUCGCAUGGUUUACGCAAUCAUCUACUCUCUCUUCCUGGGAUUCGGCAUCACCAUCGGCACAGUCUUGUACGGCAUGAUGGACAAGAACGCAACCUCACGUACUACGUGCCACGACCCCAUGUCGACCAACUUUUACUAUCUCUUCGUUCCGGCCUUUGCAAUCUGCCUGCAAAUUGUCAACCAAGCAAAGUACAAGCAGAUGCCUUCGAUGACUGUGAUUGCAUUCAUCGGCUGGGUAGUCAAUUUCCACAGCUCCAAGUACUUUAAGAGCAGUGCGCAAGUCAGCAACACGCUUGGCGCUCUCGCCAUUGGAAUUGCUGCCAAUGUACAUGCUCGCUUUGGCCGCCACGUUGAAAACUGGUGUCUGGACACAUGGGAGUUCAAGAUGCGCCCUCACCUUGUGAAGUGGCGCAAAAUCUAUCGCAAAAAGAACACUGGUAUACUUCGCACCCCCAAGGUUGAGCGUUCAGCCUACGACCCUACGCGCACGGGUAGUGACCCUACCUCACGAGCCAGCUCCAUCAGCGACUUCACGCCUCAUGUCCGCAAAAUCGGCUAUGGGCUGGCGGCUGCUGCCAUGCUACCGGCCAUUUUUGUUCAAGUGCCUUCUGGCCUCAGUGUGCAAGGCUCACUUGUGUCUGGUCUAACUUCGGCCGAUCAAAUCGUGCACAACAGCACGGGAAAUGCAACGACGAUCAAUGGUGCGAAUCUCGGGAACGCUAGCAUCAACUCUAUCGCACUCGACGUGGGUUUCUCUGUCGUGCAGAUUGCAAUCGGCAUCACUGUUGGUCUGUUUUUAGCGGCACUUAUUGUGUAUCCACUCGGCAAGAGGAGGUCAGGACUGUUCAGUUUCUAA